Messenger RNA from Batrachochytrium dendrobatidis JAM81, 9795 nucleotides. RefSeq lists its product as uncharacterized. The transcript has 7 exons. Lineage: Eukaryota; Fungi; Chytridiomycota; Chytridiomycetes; Rhizophydiales. Gene Ontology annotation, biological process: cilium assembly. Bases 1 to 9795 code for a protein of 3264 amino acids. The record is from RefSeq and is a predicted model, not a curated record.
AUGCAGGAACAACCCAAGGAAUCUUCAAAAAAUGUUGCGGAUCUUACUUUAAAGCUGUCUAAACAGCUCCAACUGGAGUUUCCGUUGAUAUCUUUCGACUAUGACGGUGUCGUGCCAUUCCAUUUUGAAGCAGUAUCAGACCGCUUAUCCGAGACAUCCAUGCUAAAUAUGUUUGAAGGUGAACUGAACCAUUGCAUCAAGUCUAUUAAAGCACUUGCUUUACUUUACGAUAUAAACAAUUCUCAGCUCUGUCUUGUAAGGACCCAGCUGCAGGCAUGUUUCCAAAAAUUCAAGCAACACAUCAACCCAAGCGUGUAUAUCUCCAAAUGUAUAGUGACUGGAGAGAUAUUGUUACAGAUUAGCAAGCUUCAUCAAAUUGCCAGUAAAGAUUGUUUAGAAUUUUCAUUGGUUCUUCUUACUGCUAUUCGUUCAACCACGUCAGAAACAGCUUCUGCAAGUAUCGUAUUUCAAUGCCUGAAAUAUCGUGCUCUUUUUGGAAUUCUUAUUGCUCAAUUCAUCAGUGUAGUAGAUAUCGAUCCUGGGCUGAAAAGUUGCACUUCUGCCUGCAAAAUACUUGACAUUAUUUUAAAAUUCAAAAGUAUUUGCAAGGAAACACAAGGAAACAAUGAUUUGUCUUGGUGUAAUUGGCUUGGUAUAUAUCAUAUUUCCAACUUGUGCAAAGAACUAUCAAACUCUGGAUGGACAGAAAAGAUACUUGACCAUGCAAAAUGGAUUACUGAAUCUCUCGAGGAACAUUCCACAUUUGAUGCCAUUCAUCAUAUUUCGUGGAAAAUAGAAUCCUACAAUACCCUGUUCAAAUACUACCUCAAAACCAACAAUACCAAUCAGGCGUUGCUUGUUAUCAAUCAAGCUAUUUCCAAAAUCUCGGGCACUGUCACUGAAAACCCAACAAAUUCUACCCAAAGCAACGAUUGGACCUUUCUUAAUUAUUUAAAAUUGCUUAGAUUUACUUGGCAUCUAAAUCAAUUAGCAUCAACUCAAAUGUCUGAUCAAGACGUACAGCACAAUGUAGACUUUCAUUCAGCCCCAAAACUUGACAGUUUCUCAGUUGAUGUUUUUACAGAGAAAGAUUUGAAAGCUGGUUUGUUUGAACUUGGCCGUAUUCAAUCUUUCAAUUUGGAAUCUACUGCUCUACCUUCUGAUUUCUAUAUGAAUUCAAAAAGUAAAGAGUUUUCAAAUUAUGCAAGCAGUCAACCCAAUACCAGUAUGCAUAUUUUUGAGUAUAACUCAUAUGUUCAUCGCAAUCGCAAAAGUAUUUGCAAUGAUCCCAAAAUAUCACUUGCGCGUUUAUUCAAGCUUGUAGAUAUUGAAAAACAAAAAUGCUCUACAUAUAAUCAUUGUAGUUUUGGUUUGAUUGAGCAACUCAAUAACGGAUUUCAAAUCAUACACGCAGGGAAGCGUGCAAGCGACAACGAAAAGUUGAACGAUACUCCAGAUGAAAAUAAAUCAAACGGAACAAGCAACAAUGCAACACACAGUCUUCCAGCAGAUAAGUUUGGUAAACAUAAACAAAUCAAUGUUUCUUCAACUGAAGGCGAGCCCGAAAUACUAAAGUUCCGAAAAAGCGCUUCCAAGAAAAUUCGGACUAUUGACAAUGAUGAUGUUGUUAACCCACAAGUAGCUUUACUUGACAGUAUUAAGAAUAUGAUCAAUUCCAUUCCUACUGACGGGUUAAAACUUUCAGUCAUAAUACAAUCGCUAAUCUACUUGAAUGUUUCCAAGAACACAUGCUACACAGAAGAUCACAUAAAAAACAAACAGACUGCCACGAAUUACUCAACUUCUUUGCUGCUUGGCUUGGCAUUUAGUAUAGUCACAUUCACCACAUACAAAUCAACUAAAAGUGUACAAACAGGACAAGAUAUGGAUUAUUGGAACGAAAAGUUUUUUGAACUUCCAGAUUUUCCUACUCUUCACCAGGCACACCGUGCACAAGACUUUCACAUGGAUGAUAUUAUUCAAUUUAUUUCGUUUCUUUUUGAAAGUCGUCAAUGGGAACGAAUGAACUGUAUCAUCAAAAUGGUGUGUCCAAUUCUAGAAAAAAACACACGCCUUCAAAAUAUUUACGGACAAGAUCUGAUACUACGAUCAGCCAUAUCCCGAUAUUUGACUGUUCUGCACUCGGAAAGAAAGGUCAUGUUUCAAGAUGAAACCUUCAAUUAUACCACCAAAAGCAAUUUGCUCAAAUCUUCUUUGGAAAAAACUCGCCAGUUUCAUUUCGAAGUGGUAAACUGCUUCAGUAUUAUCUUGGCGUGUCUUGAAGAUCGCGAAUCUCAAAAGCAGCAUGCAAAUCUUUUAGUGAAGAUAUCGACACUCUUAUGGUUGGCUGUACAGCCAUAUGUUCGAGAGCUACGUACAGAAAAUGAUGCAUUGCAUUUCAAGCUAUUGUCGCGUUUAGAUUCUUUGCUCGUUAUAAUAGAGUUUAUUCAUGUAUUUCAAUCCAUGGUUUUAAUAACUAAUUAUGAAGAAGCAGCAAUCAUCAGUAGUAAGCUGGGGCUAUUACUUGAGGCAAUAGGAUCCUACAAACAUGCAGAGUACGUUUUUUUGGGUGGAGUAAACAGUAUUGAUGCUGCUCGAAUUCAAACCGGCGAGGGUUCCAAUUUGAUUUAUUCGACAACUGUGGAUACCUCAUUCCAUACUGGUCAAUCACGAUAUAUUGAAGCGGAAGAGUCUAAAUGUAAUCCUUUUGGUCUUUCAGAAAAUCCACAAACGCUAUCCCUUCGAAAAAGACUGUGCGAUAUUCAAGUGGGACUAUUAAGCUGCAUGUAUCGUUGCAAAAUCAAAUAUUUCCAAAAUCAACAGUCAAGUUGUGCCCUUGAAAACUCCAUGCAAAAAAAGUCAUUAUUAGAAAGUAAACAAACUAUCAUUUCAGGCUUCAAAACCCUCUCCACCACCAUUUUAACAAAGGCAUGUGGGCAUGAUCAUUCCCGUCGAGCAAUAUACCUCUUAGUUCUUGCAACUACAUUAUCGCACAUUAGUACUUAUCAAAAACGUGAAUUACUGGUACAAGCCAUGGAAAAUCUCAAACAAGCAUAUCUGAUUGAAUCUGAAACUUUAAAGUGUGAAAAUGCAUCAUGUUCUAGCAAGAAAGAUUGGUCUCCAGUAUUGGUACGCAAAACUCCAACUUCAAUUACAAUUAGUCCUAAUAGACCUUAUCCUUCAUCAGAGUCGGGCACAGUAUGGAUCAAAAUUCAAGCAAGCGCUGCUGGCCAAUAUCUGGGUAAAAGUAGUACUGAGUAUCCUGGAUCAGGUGAGCUAUUUGCUCAGAUAUUUAAUCAACAACUUGAAAUGACAGUCAGUCAACUGUCGCCCAAUACGGCAUACAAUAUUUCAAUGACAAUAUAUAAAAAGAACCAAGCAGAUUCGUCAUUCCAGAUUACCUCGCGUUCAAUUAAAGUCAUUGCAUCACUACCACUUCCAUUACUGUUAUGUUGGACUACAUUGUCCGAGAUUGCACAUACAGCCCGCUACUAUGAUCUUGCCGAUUCUGCGUUUGAAAUACUAUCUAGUCAUUUUUUAUGUUCGGUUUCCUCUGAUAACACUUUAUGUCAACUAGAAACGCCUGAUAAUUAUGGCAUAUAUCAGAAUCCCUCUUAUGAAUUGUUUGAAUUUUCGCUCCGCCAGUCAUCUUCAGCAGUUAUUCGUUCAUAUAUCAACUGUAUAUUUAUGAAUGUUGAUCGCCAUAUUGAUCUAUCACACCAUCACCUUACUGCCAAUGCUUUUGGAAAGGAAAUCACUAUUUCGCACCAAAUAGUCCGACUUCGUGCUUGUCGCGAUCUUUUGUUGGCAGUCGAAUUGGCAAAGCAUAUUUGUGAUGGUCAACUUCAACUGCUUUGUGCCUUCAAAAUUUAUCAAAACCUUUGGCCGUUUAUCCAGUUUGAUAUAAAGUGUGCUUUUGUUCAGCAUGUUUUAAUGAACUGCCACGAGAUCUUGAUGGCAAACAUUCCAAAUGCUCGUGAGGACUGCACAAAUGUGUUGGAAUACUUUUUUGUUCCAGUCACUCAUCAUUUACUAAACGGGUUAAAAAACUGCGCCAACUAUCCCUUGAUUGUAAAGGUUGUUCAGGAAUCACUUCAACUGGUUCAGUUGAUUGAGCAUGCGGUAGAAACAAAAAUAUCAAACUCGGCUGCAAUAGAACAAGCGUGGCUAGGUCACACUUUUAAACCCAAACGACUUGGAGGAAACCAUACCAAAUCACACUACUACUCAGAAUUUGCAUUCCAAGGAAAAGUUGCGGUUUUGAAGGACAACAAAAAAGGUGUAGCGCAGUCUCGUAAAAAGUCUGAAAUAUUCAGCGAAUAUCUAGAGGUUACACUGGCUCAAAAUUCGCAGCUUGUUUCAAAACUCAAUCAAAGUCAGUUUAAUUUGCAUGAUAGUCGAGUAGGGCCUGCAUAUCCUGAAAACCUUUCAUCAAAACGCCCCAUGAUAUUGCAUCGAAAAAGCCUGGACACGCAUACUUGUUUAAAAGAUAUAUUUAUUUUAUUUGCAACAUGCGGACCUGAAGCAACUAUGCAAGAACUAAUGAGAUUUAAAAAGAACCCUCGAUACAUUGAGAUUGUGUCAAAUAUCAUGCAAUGGUGUGUAGAAAAGGAACUUUAUGACGCAGCUUUUCGAAUAGGAACAGAAGUUGAAGAAUGGAUUGACAAGAGAAAUCAAACUAUUGUUUUGAUUGAUCAGUUGGCAGAAAAUACUGAAAGCAGCAAGGAUGUUUUGAUAAAACGACGAAGGCGCCAUUUAUUUAGUAUUGAAAAACAUGCUAUUUAUGAAAUUAUGGUAAAAAGCAAGUCUGACUCUACUGGACUACAAGACCAUAAUACUGUUUCCAAGGAAAAGCAUCUCAAAAAAAAAAUUGGACAUCAAGAGCAUGCAGUUGAAAGAGUAUUGCCCUCGCUAAAAAAUGGUGCGCACGAAAUAUCUAUUAAUCCCAGCAAACAACCAAACACAUCACCUGCACGUACUACUGAGCCAAGCGAUGCUUUAAAUUAUGCUUUGCGGUCCAAGAGUCGCAUAGUUCCACCCACAUCAGCUGGAACAGAUUCUAAUGAAUCCAACCCAUCUGCGUUACAGAAUAAUGAAUCGGGCUCAAAAACAAGGCCCUCGUCACGCGAAGCUCAACCUACUUCUAAAACCAACGGAGGAAACGCACGACCAUCUAGAUCAGCCAGUAAUUCACGUGCAAACUCAGCGAGCCCACAUGGUGUUGUCAAAGAAGAUGUUUGCAAAGAAGAAGUUGAUCAAACUGGACUACUUGCUUUAAAGCGAAAACGAUUACAGCAACGACAUACUUUUUUUAUUGGUCUAUCUCCAAGCGAGCGCGAGAGAAAAGAUCAUGCUGCUCGUGUACUGGAUAAUUGUCUUGGUGCAUGGUGGCAUAGACGUCGCUAUCUACAAAGAUUAAGAGCAAUUUUGGAAUUUGAAUCUUUGUAUAGAUCAGAAAUCGCCUUUCUUCGUGGAAAAAUAGGUAUACUGCAACUUCAGCGAGAUCACACUGCAUUCAAAGCAAACCUGCAUGAUCUUAACGAUUUUUUUGAUUCGGGAUGGUUUGAAUAUCGUCAAAGUGGAUGCCUCUUGUUGAAUAAUUUUGCAAUAUACCGCAAUGAAAUGAUACCUAUCGGAUCUGAUGGUGAAUUGCUUUCUGGAUUAAACAAUCUGACUGUUGAUAUAUUACAAGCAUUUAUUCAAAGUAUUGUCUUGGCUGCUCGAUACCAUAAAUGGCUCAAAGUAAUGAAUUCAUCAAAGCAUCUUUGGAAAGCAAUACAAAGUCUUAUUCGCUACCGAAAGCUUGCGUCGGACAGCUGGAGACAGUCAUUGUGGCGUGGGAUGCAUGUUGCUGCGUGUGCAAUGAUGGAUACUUUGACUUCAGUGACCAUCUGCCAUAUAGAUGAUAAAAAAUUCCAAACCUCACAACGUGCAUCCAAUCUGUUUGUUUGUACUAACACCUUUCAGUCAGCUAUUCCUUGUACAACAUUGAUUGAUUUACAACGUGGACUCUAUACAUGCAAUUGGAUUGAUCAGUACGGGGAACUACAGACCCAUUACAUUGAUCUUGCUUUUUUUGCAGACUUUUUUCUGUUUACAUUGGAAACCAUGAAUGCCUCUGGAAAGUUUCAUCGUAUUCUUGAGUUUGGUGAGAAAUUUCAAACGCUGUUUAAUGGUAUAUAUAGCUCAAUUGUGAACCCUAUUUUGGAAAAAGCACGACUUAAAACUUCAAGCCCAACAUGUACUAUUUCUGCCAACAAUUCAUUGUCACCCUUGCCAAGCAAGCUCAUAAAAAAGGGGUCUUCAGAAAACAUGUUAUUUAAUGCACGUCAGUUACAUUCCAACUACUUGUAUCAAAAGAUAUGCAGUAUUAAAAGUGGAUCUGUUUCAUUCGAGACGUUUACAGAUGCCUCCAACGCGUAUGAAAAGGCCAUUUCAGUAUCACACAAGGAAAGUAACUUUGAGGUAUUUUCUGCCGCUGCAAAUGAGCACGGAGACUUGUUAUUUGAACAUGGAAAUAUUUCUGGGGCAUGCGUAUUUUGGUCAAAAAGCAUUGACGCUUUGUUUCAAAAGGAUAAAGCCCUUUCGUCUUGGAAAACCAUUCUUGGCAUCGAUCAUGCUGGAAAUUUCAGCUCCUGGACACACCGUAAUGCAAAUCAACUACUGGAAUCUAUAAACGGGAAAUUUAAUUGCUUACUGGCAGCCACUGCUGUUACCAAAAUUGCACGAUUCUACUAUUUCAAUAACCAAAACAAGCGAUCCGAACUUGUCUGGUUUGCUGCACAUCUAUAUAUUGCACCGAUUGUAGCAAAUCUUCCACGUCCUACAAACUAUAUGGAGUAUGCCAAUUACACCCCAUCAUUCUUGCUGUUGCUUACAAAUGUUUUUGCCGACAAAUUUACUAGCAAUCCAGCAACAAUGUGUGACUGCCUUUUCUUUUUGAUUGAACAGCUUUUUGCUGCAAAUUUAUAUCUAUUAGCUUUACCACUUGCUGCAAUUAUUGACCACAUAUCUUUAAAUGUCAUUCAUUCUCAACUUUACUGCGCAAAAGUAGCACUGCUUAAAUCAGAAGCUUUAGUAAAUCUUGGAAUGAUUUUCAAUGAAAAGACAAAGGUUCAUUGUAUCCUGCCACGUUUUCAAACUGAAAUAGAGUUGUGUAGACUCAAGUUGGUAAUCAAAAUACUUGAAAUGUCGCCAACGGAUGAUUGUUUUUACAAUGACAGUUUUGCACAUUCUCUAUUUGAUGCUUUAAAUAUGGGCAAUGACUGCGUGCAUCCCGUAUCAGAUUGUAUCAAAUCAGACAGUUCAGAUUUAUUUAAAAGCAGUUUGAAUGUUCUUGAAGGAAAAUCAUCAUCAAAAAACCACAAUCAACCAUUUUUGGAGCCAUUUACACUAGAAAUCUUAGAUACAUUGAGAAUACACUUGUUCCGAAUCAUUCAGCAAAAACAAAACGUAAUCAAAAGCAAAUUUACUUUGUGCACGGUUCAUAAAGAAAACAAUCGCACAAAGAACCACUUUGAAUAUGAGAAUCUAGUUGGCUCUAUAGUAACGCUGGUCAGAUGCUUUGAACUAAUUGGUAAUACAUACUUUAUUCAAAAACAGUACAGAUCUUCACUCAAGUGGUACUACUCUGCAAGAAAUUUUGUGAGCUCGUUGGCAGAUUCAACCGAUUUGGGCAAGUAUAAAAUUCACCAGCUUGUCAUGUCUGAGCUAGGAUCAGAAUUCAUUCUUCAAACUCGCAGGAUGCUCAUAAUUGCAUUAAUUGCUGACGGAAAAUUUCAAACUGCGUAUGAUCUUUGUAACGAGGGCAUAGAAGAAGCUGCUGGUUGUCACUCAGUGCAUUACCAGCUAUUGUUUUCCCGGUUGCUGCUAUUUACCUGUCAGCAUAUGAACAAUCUUUCGUCCAGUAUUUUAUCUGCACACAUAAAUGCAACCAUUGGAUUCAUCAAUCAAGUUUCUCGUAUUCCAACAAGCUUGCUGAAUUAUUUUUUGUCGGCUAGAGAUAUUGCAGAUUUACAAUGGAAGUCGCAGUAUACGGACCAUCAUGGAGACAUUGGCCACAUAAUAGUGGCAUUUAACGAAUCUCACAGUAUGCUAAAAAACGUUCUUGGCGAAUACCACAUAUUUGAUGCUACAAAACUAUACGAUCCAUUUCAGCAAGAGUAUAUAUUAAGUGCAUACAAAGCCUACGCGUCCCAACUAAGAGCAAAUGAGAUGGACGAUGCUCGGCUUACGGAAUGCAUGCGAGAGGUAAUCGGAAUGUGCUUUAAACGUCCACUUCAACUACCCGUUUACAUAAACAUACAGCUAGCAUUCGAUCUAGGACAAACCUUUGCCAAUAUCAGACCUCGAUAUCGAAAAAAUGCAUUUUUAUCAAAUCUUUUGCUUAAAAACUCGGAGCAUUUAAUUACAUAUGUGCUUCAUGAACUUUGCAAUAGUGGUGGAUAUGAGUAUAGGACACUACGUUCUUGUCUUUUAUGUCUUCUUUCACUGAAUUUGGAAUCAGAAUGUUCUUCUCCAAAAGCGUUGCAACUUCUAUACCAAUCUGCUCGUGUAUAUCGUAUGAAACAGUCGCUUGAAGCAAAAUCCGUUGAAAAUUGCAGCAUACCAGCUGAAGAAUGUCCUUCUAAUAUUAUUACUGAGCUACAUGAAAGAAAUUCUUCAAGUAUUCCGCAAAACGAGCUGUUUGAAUCAUACGAUCCGCUAUACGUAGAGGACUCGCAGGUAUUUGAGCGAAGUAUUGGUAAAAAAUAUCCAGCAUUGGAUGUAUACAGCUUGAUUGAUUAUCGCUGCCAUUUAGAAUGUUGUCUUGCAGCUUCAAGAGAUCGUAAAAUUGGAACCAUCAGGGAUGAGUUUGAAAAUAAUUUGACUUGUAAGCUUCAUAGCAUUCAUUUUUUGAUGAAUCAAAAGUUUUCAUGGUACAAAAAGUUUUGUUUAGAAUCACCAAGUGAUUGGUCAAUCAGCGAUUAUCAAUCAAGUGGAACGGCUGUUUUAAGUUGGAUUCCAGUCUCUUUCUAUGAACAUAUCAAUGAUAAAAUACUAAACCUGGUUGAUCAUUUCAGCUCUGUGACGGGGAUAAGAGAUUCGACACCAAGUGGCAUAUCAUUAUAUAAGAGCGUGUUUUACUGCAAUUUAGCAUCACACCAGCCAAUAUGCUCCAAAACUGCAUUAAAGCCAGUCAAUAUCAAAGAUUCCUUAAAAAGCAAUCCACUUUCGAAUGAAUCAGAUCUCCCUGGAGAAAAGUACAGUGAUUCACCAAGUCAAACACCACAACUCGCCGACCAAACCAAACAGUCUCUACCAAAAAUAUACUCAACCAUUGUUCCCUACAGUCUACUAAGUAAAGGAGAGGAGUUUGCCAAAACCACCAUGAUGGUAUUUGCUCAGUUUGAAAUCACAGGCCAAGCUGAAUUACGCGAAGAAGCCGAGUUUAAAUGGAGAAUACUCUUGGAUUUACUGAUUGUUGCAUUCACUGGAGAUGUACAUUUUAAAAAGAUCAACAGCUCAUAUCCAUCAUUGACCCAAGCAGCACUACUCUUUACUAGAUCCUUGUUUGAUCCACACCAAUCUGUCGGAUGUGGUUUAAAAGAAACUCCACAGCUACGGUUUUCUCCAAAUCCAUACAAAGCCUAUUUGAAUGGAGACUGUCUCUCGUCCAAAUAUCAAUCCCUGGAUUGUGAAUCUUUGCAAAAAAACAACGACGACGAAAUGGCAGUUUUUUCAUGGAUAUUCCGUCAUCUAUCUAUAAGUGCUUCUAACUACGAUUCUUCAAAUCAGAAUGAUUCUGUUUUAUGA